AUGAUACCUACACGACAGUGGACAAGGUCAGCCGUGCCUCGCGCGGCAUUGCGCCCCACGACUCGCGCAUGGAGCUCGCCCCGCCGCCAACAGUUCCCUCGCUUCCAGUCAACCUCGACCUCAUCAUCGGCCGCGGGCGGAGGCAACUCUCAUUUUGCAGCCGGUGCAGCCGGGGGCUUGGCCGGCGCCGCUCUCGCCUAUGGCAUCUACUCCUUCUCACCCGCCGGGCGGACGGCGAGCAAGCUCAACAAAGCCGCUCUCGAAGCCAACAAGAAGUACGAAGCCGCUGCGGAGAAGCUGCAGCAGAACACGCCCAGCGCCGACCAAGCCGUUGAUGCCGUCAAACACUUCGCCUACUCGUACGUUGCGUGGAUCCCUGGCGGCCGAGCCUACCUCGAUGCCGCCUUCAAGGACUGGGAGACCGUCCGUGAGAACCACAAAGAAGAGGCCGACAAGAUUGUCAAUGAUGCAUACAAGAAACUGCAGGACCUCUCGAAAGCCGGCCUGAACCUGGAGACGGCCUCCAAGGCCUACGAGUCCCUGCUCGACAUGUUCAAACAGAUUGCCGACCUUUCUGCCGACGCCAUCUCCGACAUCCUUGACAACCACCCUCAGGUCAAGAAACAAUUUGGCGGGAGCAUCGAGAAGCUCCAAGAUAUGGGCCGCAAUUACGGCCCCGAGGCCAAGAAGCAAGUUGACGAGACAUGGAGCCAGAUCAAGGACAUCUUUGCGGGGGGGUUCACCGCCUCUAACGUUGACAAGGCCCGCAAGCUCGCCGAGGACAAGCUGCAGCAAGUCAAGAAGCUUGGCGACGACGCGUGGAACAAGGGUCUUGAGCAGGCAAAGCCGUUUCUUGACAAGAACCCCAAGGCCAAGGAGCUCAUCGAGAAAAAUGCGGACGCCCUGAAGCAGGGCAACAUGAAAGAACUCUUCGACAAGGUCCGCUCUGCAGUUGACUCGGGCGAUCUGGGUAGCUUGAGCAAGUACGUCGACAGUGCGGUGGAUAAGGCCAAAUCCAAGGGCUCGGACAUGGCGAGCGGCUUUGGACUCGACAAAUAUCUCAAAAUGAUUACGCAGGAUGGCGAAAUCAUGCCCAAGCUGCAGCAGAUUGGCCAGAUUGCGGAAAAGCACAAGCAAGAGGGAGAAAAGCUGCUCAAGGAGACGAUUGAGGAGCUGAAGCAAGUUCUGGACAAGAAGUCGCAAAAAGCGCAGGAGAUUGUCGACCAGGCCAAGAAGGAGUCGGAUUAG
Messenger RNA from Hirsutella rhossiliensis, 1248 nucleotides. Its product is annotated as Apolipoprotein/apolipophorin. The transcript has a single exon. Lineage: Eukaryota; Fungi; Ascomycota; Sordariomycetes; Hypocreales; Ophiocordycipitaceae. The coding region runs from base 1 to 1248 and encodes 415 amino acids. The record is from RefSeq and is a predicted model, not a curated record.